UCUCCUUGGUAAUCACAUCCUGUGUCUCUAUUGUGCUCGUUCCCACCGCUCUAUCACAACAAAAGCAUUUGCACUUUCUACUCCCACCUCUCUCUCUUCCCUUUGUAACAUUCACAGUCACAGUCACAUUCACUCAGAAACGCACGCGUGGUGGUGCGCAUGGUGGCUCGAACGUGGUCUUGCUGCUGCAAUUAGUACAUACCUAAAUCUUCGCAGGAGAGCAUCUAGGAGUAGGACGCAGCGGUGCACGUGAACGCUAAUGAACCUUAAAUCCAAUUCCAGGACCCCCAUGUUUCGCUUUCAUUACUUGGUUUGCAGCUUUAUUUCAGCAGAACACAAAGUGAACCAGAACAGGGAGCUUUUAGGUAUAUGAAAAGAGCAUUUGGAAAGGCGGAAUGAAUAGUGUAUUUAAUGAACAGAUAUUGGCUGAUAAGCUUUCCAAGCUCAACAAUUCACAACAGAGCAUUGAAACAUUAUCACAUUGGUGUAUUUUUCACCGAAAGAAGGCAAAGCAGGUAGUGGAAACAUGGGAGAAGCAGUUUAAUAAUUCUCUCAAAGAGCAUCGGGUUCCUUUCCUCUAUCUUGCAAAUGACAUCUUGCAGAAUAGCAGGCGCAAAGGAAAUGAGUUUGUGGUUGAGUUUUGGAAGGUUCUCCCUGCAGCCCUCAAGUACGUCAUUGAAAAUGGCGGUGACCAUGGAAAGGUUGUGGUGUCCAGACUGGUUAAUAUCUGGGAAGAAAGGAAAGUAUUUGGAUCUCGUGGGAAGAACCUCAAGGAAGACAUGCUUGGAAAAGAUCCUCCUCCUCCUCUGGAGCUUAAUUCCAAGAGUUCACGUUCAGUACGGAUAGUAAGAAGAGAUCCGCAUUCCAUAAAAAUUAAAUUGGCUAUUGGAGGUACCCCAGAGAAAAUAGUAUCAGCGUUUCAGUCUGUGCACAAUGAACAUGCCAAUGAAGAGACGGCUCUAAAUAAAUGCAAGACUGCGGUUCGGCGAGUGGGAAAGAUGGAGAAGGAUGUUGACAAUGCUUGUGUGCAAGGUGGUGAUCCACAACGUACUACCUUGGCUAAUGAGCUACAGGAACAAGAAACCCUUUUAAAACAAUGCAUUGAGCAACUUGAAACGGUUGAAUCAAAUAGAGCUGCUUUGGUGUCUCAGUUAAGAGAAGCACUCAAUGACCAGGAAUCUAAACUGGAGCAUGUUCGCACACAAUUGCAGGUUGCACAUGCCCAAAGUGAGCAAGCAAGCAACAUGCGGCAGUGCCUCCUAAAUGGUGGGGUCCCCGUCCCCACCCAAGCGCGUGCCACAUCGACCCCCACCAAUCAACCAACAAGCCUCACCUAUCUGUCACCAUCAACAACCACCCAAAAAACUCCAUCUGAGGUAGCAGCUGAGGUCGCAGCCAAGCUUGCAGCCUCAACCUCUUCAGCUCAGAUGCUCUCCUCUGUCCUCUCCUCCUUUGCGGCUGAAGAAGCAGCUUCUUCUCAACCCCCAGAGAAGCGAACAAAGCUUGAUAAACCAAUGCCAGUUCCUGAUAGCACAGGGGGCACCGCAUAUUUCACAAUACAAGUACCUGUUAUCCAAGGCCAAACACCUCCUCCCCAACAACCACAACAUCAACAACAACAGCAACAACAACAUUAUGUUCAAGCACCAAUGGUUCCUUAUGCUUAUGCGACAAAUUUGCCUCCACCUCCUCCACCUCCAUUGCCGACUCAUAUGGUUGGAAUGGUUAGGCCUGCACCACCGGGUCCACCUGGCUCAGCCAUGAUGCAUCAGCAUCCGCGUCAGCCUCACAUGAUUGGGUACUAUGGCCAUAUCCUGUCUCAACCCAAUGGUGGGAUUGCUCCUCGAUAACUAUGAUGCGAGUUCAUGGAUUUGAACACGGGUUUGGUGAGCUUGAAUUUUUUCUAUGGCCUGUAGUUUGUGCCUUCUGCCCUUAUUCUUGGAAUUUGAGAUGGGGGUGUGAAUUUAGGUCAUGUUGUAUUAUGUUGAAUGAUGUGGGACAAUUUAUGGGGAAGAAUGUGAAAUAUCUUUUUUCUUUUGAGAAUUUUUUAAAUUUUAUGAUAA
Molecule: messenger RNA, 2063 nt
Organism: Amborella trichopoda
Lineage: Eukaryota; Viridiplantae; Streptophyta; Magnoliopsida; Amborellales; Amborellaceae
Product: ENTH/VHS family protein
Biological process (GO): mRNA 3'-end processing
Molecular function (GO): RNA polymerase II complex binding
Source: RefSeq, a predicted model, not a curated record